Molecule: messenger RNA, 1925 nt
Organism: Platichthys flesus (European flounder)
Lineage: Eukaryota; Metazoa; Chordata; Actinopteri; Pleuronectiformes; Pleuronectidae
Product: syncoilin-like
Exons: 6
Coding region: 63-1289 (408 amino acids)
Cellular component (GO): intermediate filament
Source: RefSeq, a predicted model, not a curated record
AGCUCAGUUGAACUUCUCCGCCGCCUCCUGCGCGGACGCUCCUCUGGACCACGACAGGGGAAAUGAGGAGAAGAGUCGUGGACCUGCGGCUCAGAUCAGAUCCCACCUGCAGGAGGAGGCUGCGCGCGCUCAGAGACAGACACUCUUCGGUAGCCGUCCUCAACGCUGUUGUCAAACUCUGUCCAUCGCUGUCUGGACUGUCACCUCCGAACAAAUUCACUCCUGAGCAGCUCAUGCACAAUGAAAGAUUCCUAAUAGAUGGUAAAGGCAUGGCAUCAACAGACGAGCUUAGAUUUGUUGGAGAGAUCCCAGAAAACCACCACACUGACUCUGAAACACAGACAAUUCCCUCAGAUGAGCGUGCACAACCAUCUACAGCCCAACUGGAUCAGGUGGUCAUGGACAACUUGGGGCGGCUCUUUGAGCACUGCAUCCAGCAGGUGUCCCGUCUGGAGAGGCAGAGGGACGAGCUGGUGCAGGAGCUCCUCCGGCUGCAGGAGCCCAUGCUGCGGAUGGUGGAGCAGCUGAGGGGGAAGGUGGCGGAGACACAGAGGCUGCUCACACUAGCUGAGAUGGACUACACGGCCGUUUUUGAGGAGGUGCAGAGGGUGAAGAGGAAACUGUUCACCACAGCCAGAGACUGCAUCCAGAGCCAGGUGACGCUGGCUGCAAAUGAGUAUGAGGUGGCUCAGUCUGCUGUUACACAGGAGGAGCUCAAGACCUACAUCGAUACUCUGUCUCAGGAGUUGUCCCAGCUCAAUGAGUCCCAAAAUAUCAGGCUCACCUCCCUGAGGGCCCAGGCUGCUAAGCCCUGCAGGCCCAGGGCCAUGAGUGACGUCAGCCAGUGCCGCCAGGCCUCCGCUAGACUGCAGCGGCGGCUCAGCGGCAGUGUGAGGGCACUGGAGGGCUGGUAUGAGCCCCGGCUCAUGGCCCUGCUGAAGAGGAAGCAGGUCGGGGAGGAUGCCCUGAGAAAGAGCAGGGAGCAGGCGAGGGACCUGAGGGCCAGCCUUGGGCCCCUGAGAGAGGACUGCCAGAGACUGGAGUUGCAGAGAGCCUGCCUGGAGCAGAGGAUCAUUCUAAUGGAGAGGGAGAAGGAGAAACGCAUCACUCAAUAUAAGGAGACUGUGGAGACACUAAGAGAGACUCUGAGAGAGCUAGAGGUGGAGUUUGAUGUUCAAAGACAAUCUAAGAAAGGUUUGGUGGAUCUUAAAGAUGGACUUUUAACAGAGCUGACAUUUCUCAGAGGCUGUGAUGAAGCCAGCAAAAACACUGCUGAAGAAGAGCUAUAAGUUUCUAUUUCCAGUUAAUAUUCUGACACCAGACCAAACCAUGGAACUGGCACUGUCAAUAGCUAAACAUUGAUAAUAAGCAGGAUAAUUCAAUCUUGGUAUGUAUUCACACUCAUUUACUAUAAUUUUACAAGUUUUCUUCUUUUUCUUUUUAUUUAUUUGCACAAUAUAAAAAUGUUUACACUGCAUAACGUCCAAUGGACUUAUUAAAGCUUCCAAAAGCACUUUACAAUGUUAAAAAUGUAAAAAGACACAAUUAGGAUGCAGAAAAUGAUGACUACCUGGGCGACAAUAAUAUAUGUUUAACAAAAAAACAAUGAUAUCAAUAUAAAAUGUGUGCAUGUGGGAUGAAUGAGUUCUAAAACUUGUGUUGCCGGGCAGGUUUGGUUUUGCAGUAUUAACACACUGAGUGAAACAGUAAAUGCAUCAAUAGACAUUAAUAGCUGCUGAACAGCAAUUGUAGAACGGCACUUAAAUUGUCUUGUCACUGAAAUGUCUUUUAAAUAAUUUUUGCCAUCUGGUCAAAGCCAUUCUGUCAUUAAGUACCCCUCAUUUUUAUUAAUAAUGUACCAAACUAAUCUAACAAUCUAAAGACAUGUACUAAUAAGCAAGGGAAACAGAUUUAAUGUAAAUAUU